UGGAACAAGUUUUAGCACCUAUGGUGCGCUUUAUCAAGAAUCAUAUACACGAGGGUGACAAUGGGAGAACGUUUGGGAGACGCCGAAAAACGCUAUUACGGACGAAUAGUAGACCUUCUGAACGACAGAGAGGAUGAAGAAGAGGCAGAGGGCACAUUCACGCAUAACGUGCUACAGCAGAUUCAAGCUGACGGUGUGUCGAGGGUGUUUUGCGACAAGGACGGUAGCCGAGCCGUGGAGCGACUUCUGCAAGUCUGCGAGUGCGACGCCUCGGGUCUCAGGGACCUCAUUGAGCCUUUAGCGUCCGAUUUCCGUAGCGUGGCCGAGGACCGGUGCGGUAGUCACUCCACUGAGGCCCUUCUCAAGGCAGUAGGUAGGCAGGUGAACGGCGGGAGUAGUGAUGGGGAAUACAAGACCCUUGAAACACUCUUUCUCCAAGUGUUCGACAAUAUAAAAUCUUCUCUUUGUGAACUCUUGACCCACCCUUAUGCCAGUCAUGUGGUGUGUACAGCGGUGCAGGUCUUGUCAGGUGUUUAUGUGGCUGAGCGUCUCACGAGAAGUCGAUAUUCGCGAGAGUUUCGAAAAGCCAAACUGCAGCCCGAGAGUCAACCGCAGACUGGGGCAGUGGUGGAGAGAUGUGUUUCAGUCCCCCAAACCUUCACGACCGCACUAAACAGUCUGAGUAGGUGUGUGUGUAAGCUCGAGAACUUCCCUGCACUGCUUGUCGAUGCUCGAGCCAGCCCGGUGCUACAAGUACUGCUUCGGGUUUUGACCGAGCGCUACCUAAACGCGGGACCAAGAUGGUUCAGAGAGUAGUCAGGAGCAUCGAGGAAGGCCUUGAAGACUCAGAUACGGAGGAACUGUCCGCGGUGUUCACCAGCAGUGUGGGGAGUCAUUUGGUUGGCGUGUUGCUGGAGGUGGCGACGGCCGAUCUCCACCAGUGGAUCUGGGAGACCUGUUUCCAGGGAAAGGUUCUGAGCUUUGCCAUCCAUCCGGUAGCUAAUUACCCCCUGCAGCAGUUCAUCUCCGUCUCUGACCCUGCUCAGGCAGGUCUGGUGUUGACAGAGCUACUCCUGCACCUGGAGGACGUGUUGUUUGCAGGUCACAGUGGAGUGGUAGUCAAGAUGGCCGAGCUGUGCCUGCGGAGCACUGACCAGCAGUCCGAGAUGAUGAAGACACUGCUGGUCGCCUUCCACGCCCAAGACGACCCCAAUACCUGCAUCCCGUUGUUUCUCAUGCUCACCGCGUACGAGGCGUACUUAGAACACGAGAAAAAGAGGGAGACUGACAAAGAGAUACAAAGAGUCAGUAAUUUCGUCCAUCGUACUCUUUGAUUGUUGCUGUGUUGAUUUUUUGUUCGACAGAGAAGUGUGCAUGUGCAGGGCUCGCUGCUGGUCCAGGCUCUUUUCAAGUACGAGAACCCGCGAGUUGUCGUUAGGAGUUUGCUGGGCAUGGAGACAGACGAUCUCAUGUGGUUAUCAUGUGACGUUGCCGGCAGUCAUGCCGUCGAUGCAUUCCUAAGUAGUUCCACUGUUAAAUCUGUCAAGAAGAAAAAGCUUGUUGAGAAGAUUAGGCCACAGCUUGUUCCACUCUGUAAGGACAAACAUGGCAGUCGUGUGAUGGACGCACUCUGGAGAAGUAGUGAAGUCACCGUGAAAGAGAGCCUUACCGAACAGCUUAUCGCCCACGAAGCAGAACUAACUGAGGAUUUCUAUGGACGGAUAGUCAUGAGGAACUGCAAUGUAGCUCACUACAGGA
Geodia barretti is the source of this 1758-nucleotide messenger RNA. Lineage: Eukaryota; Metazoa; Porifera; Demospongiae; Tetractinellida; Geodiidae. The record is from the annotation of a GenBank genome assembly.